CCCACCGUUUCUUACGUUUUUUCUUUUUUCUUUUUGUUUUUUUUUCAGACAUAAAUUAUCUCGAAACUUUUUAAAAGCACUUCUGAUUCACUUCCUAUGUGUUUUGAUGACCAUAGGUUCACUUCGUAACGCUUAAAAGUUGUUAUCACCGCAAAUUCAGACCCUUUUAACAGUAAAUACCAUCAGCCACCACCAAAGGGACUAAACCAUCAAAGUUUUUCUUUUGUUAUGGGGAAGAGAAAGAGAAGUAGUGGUGAUCAUAACAACACCAAGUGCACUUCUUCUUCGGGAAUUUGACUCCCGAUCAUUAUUUCACCACAUGCCUUUGUAGCUAUUUAAUACUGAGAAGUAGUCGAUGCAACGAAAUGGAUGACUUGCCAUGCUCUUCUGGAACAGACUUGUUGUCUAGAGAGAAAUCUUAUUUGCUAGAGUCUAGUGAAUCAAGGCCUCUCAUGCCCAUGGUGGAUACUUCAGAUAACACUGUAAAGGUAUUGAAUGCACAGCAUUCUCAUGCACAUCAGAAUAACAACCUUGGCCGUUCAAUAGUCUUGAAACGAUCACGACACUACUAUGGUCAUCAGUACUCCCGGAGAAACUUGGGGAGCCAUGCUGAUGCAUCAACUUCUCAUGGGAAGACUGCCCUUUCACGUAAUGAGAGGCUUACCUUCAAGCUUAUCAGUCAACCAGGCUCCAAGCCUGGGUGCCAUACAGAAAACAAGGAAAUAGAAUUUAGCAGGCCAGACAGGGUUAGAUUCAGUUCCUUGGUAAUGAAUACAGUUUCAUCUGAUGCAGUGAAGAUGGUAUGUGGAAUCUGUCAGAAACUAGUGAGAAGGAAAAAUUAUUUUCUAGGAAAUGCAUUAACUACUGGUGAAUUCUCUGUUGUGGCCAUUCUAGUUUGCGGUCAUGUUUAUCAUUCAGAAUGUUUGGAGCAGAAAACAAGUAUUGAAGAUAUGCGUGACCCUCCCUGCCCAUUGUGCUCGGGCUUGGUCUCUGAAGCAGAUGCCUCUAGAGAAGAAGAGUAAUGUGAUGUUGACUUACAUCUAUGCUAUUGAUUAUCGAGGACAGACGUAUCAUAAGACAGGGAACAUGGAAAGAAGUAUAGGUGGUUGAAAUAGACUUAGCGAGGUGUCGUUAGGACUAAAGGAUUUUGAUCGACAGUUCUUCACAGUCUCAUUGCUGUCGAGAAUGUUGAAAAGAAGUAUGAACUGCAGUCAUCUCUCAUUAGUGCUAGGCCUAGAGAGAGACACCGCAGUUUUUGUCAAGAUAUGGACACCAGUUAAGGUGGCAUAUUUAGGAGAAUAUAUUAGUAAAUGACAAUUUUAGUUUUGUUGUACGAGUUGACAAUAUUGUACACGCGUUUGUAUUGGUGUAUGAAGUGGCGGUACAACAAAUUCAAAAUAUCAGUAAAUGACUAUCUUAGUUUUUUGGUAUGAGUUGACAAUAUUGUAAUUGUAUUGGUGUAAGAAGUGGCCGUACACGUUCAAAUAUGAAAAUGUUUUAAUUUGUUCCU
Messenger RNA from Populus euphratica (Euphrates poplar), 1510 nucleotides. RefSeq lists its product as uncharacterized. The record is from RefSeq and is a predicted model, not a curated record. Gene Ontology annotation, molecular function: metal ion binding. The transcript is spliced from 5 exons. The coding region runs from base 366 to 1022 and encodes 218 amino acids. NCBI's taxonomy places the organism in Eukaryota, Viridiplantae, Streptophyta, Magnoliopsida, Malpighiales, Salicaceae.